Messenger RNA from Sclerotinia sclerotiorum 1980 UF-70, 357 nucleotides. RefSeq lists its product as hypothetical. Gene Ontology annotation, molecular function: nucleic acid binding; RNA-DNA hybrid ribonuclease activity. The transcript has 2 exons. The record is from RefSeq and is a predicted model, not a curated record. NCBI's taxonomy places the organism in Eukaryota, Fungi, Ascomycota, Leotiomycetes, Helotiales, Sclerotiniaceae. Gene Ontology annotation, biological process: DNA replication, removal of RNA primer. The coding region runs from base 1 to 357 and encodes 118 amino acids.
AUGGGAGAUAGCGAGACAUCGACAGUAUACGUAGCUGAAGUCCAGGGCAUUGUCUCGGCUCUCGAGAUGGUGAUCGAGGAUGCCAAAAAAGGAAACAGAAGAAAGAGAGCAGUUGUCUUUACAGAUAAUCAAGCUGCUAUCAGGACAUUCCAGAUGCCAACCGGCAGAUCCGGCGCAUAUAUUAUCGCAAGAGCUAUAUCUCUUAUAGAUAAAAUACAACAAGAUCUUGAGCUAGAAAUAGAAUUAAGAUGGAUACCAGCUCAUAUAGGCUUAUGCGGAAACGAAGCGGCCGAUAGAGCAGCCAAGGAAGAUGUGAAUGCGGCGAGGGACGACAAACCGUGGAGCAUAUCUUGUUAA